AUGAACAAGGCUCUUAUGUCUUAUCAUGUUUGGAGCAUUGUCUCUAAAAGGGAGUCUUUAUGGGUAGAUUGGGUGCAUAGUUACAGGUUGAGAGGCAAGAGCUUCUGGAUGUGCAAAACCCCAGCUAAUUGUUGUUGGUCUUGGAGAAAGCUUGUGCAAUUGCGGCCUCUAAUUAGAAAUCAUUUAUGGUCGGAGUUAGGUAAUGGCGAUAACACUUCGGCUUGGUAUGAUUACUGGAGUGAUAUAGGGCCGCUUGGGGAUUUUAUUUCGCCGAGGUCUAUUACCGAUGCAGAUUUUAGUCUAGAUGAUUCUGUGGCUAACAUCUACUCGAAUGGUUCUUGGGCGUGGCCUUUGGCUUGGAGAGAUAUUUUUCCGGUUCUCAUUCAGUUAGACCAGGUUCAGUUAACCCCAAUGAAACAAGAUAGAUUGUUGUGGAGAGAUGGCAGCGAGAUUAUGGAGUUUUCCUCUUCUUGCGUGUGGCACUCGUUUCGGCACACGGCUCCGGAAGUGAAUUGGUGUAGGAUUGUUUGGUUUGCGUAG
Helianthus annuus (common sunflower) is the source of this 540-nucleotide messenger RNA. RefSeq lists its product as uncharacterized. The transcript has a single exon. The coding region runs from base 1 to 540 and encodes 179 amino acids. The record is from RefSeq and is a predicted model, not a curated record. Lineage: Eukaryota; Viridiplantae; Streptophyta; Magnoliopsida; Asterales; Asteraceae.